AUGGGAUGCAAUGAUCGAGCUACCGUGCUCGACGCCGUCGCCAAACAACUACCGGGCGAUGGACCCUUGGGCGUCGAAUUGCGUUUCAAGGACACUCGAGUAGUCGUCGAAAUCACGCCUCGCAACGAGCAACAACGCAAUAUCCUCGAGACCGAGGGUCUUAUUGUAAGGAAUUAUCGUAUUAUCAGUACGCCAGCACUUCGUAAAGGUUCAGGCCUUUUGACAAUCAACCUGUACAAUUUGCCACAUGCACCUGUCGAAGACCUCAGUGUGGCCAUUCAACGUAUGCUCGCUCCAUACGGUCGAAUCCUUGAUAUCAGCAUUUUCCUGUCCAGAAAAACAGGAUUCCCAUUGGGGGGGUGGGGCGUCAAAAGCAAUGCCUUCUUGAACGUCAAGUCUGUUAAGUAUCUAGCUUGA
This is a messenger RNA of Zychaea mexicana, 417 nucleotides long. RefSeq lists its product as uncharacterized. The record is from RefSeq and is a predicted model, not a curated record. NCBI's taxonomy places the organism in Eukaryota, Fungi, Mucoromycota, Mucoromycetes, Mucorales, Lichtheimiaceae. The coding region runs from base 1 to 417 and encodes 138 amino acids. The transcript has 2 exons.